Messenger RNA from Medicago truncatula (barrel medic), 2401 nucleotides. RefSeq lists its product as uncharacterized. Lineage: Eukaryota; Viridiplantae; Streptophyta; Magnoliopsida; Fabales; Fabaceae. Bases 6 to 2201 code for a protein of 731 amino acids. The record is from RefSeq and is a predicted model, not a curated record. The transcript has 4 exons.
UGAAGAUGAUCCAACAAAAAACACAUUGGAGCAUCAGCUCAAGAAGACAGCAGCAGUUCUACUUUCAACUUCUUCUUCAUCAGUUGGCAUUGUCGGAAAACCGAACCAAGCACUGUUCAUACAACACACAAACAAAUAUGGACUCGAUUAUUGCUCUAAACAUGCCUAAACAGAUAGUGGCAAAAUAUGUUGUUGAAGUGGUUUUGAAGCAUUGCAUUUCACUUGAUCUUAAAUUACAUGGACAAGAUAUAGUUUAUUGUAAAUAUUGUGAUAAUGUUGUAACCGGCGGAUUUUAUCGAUUUGCAUGUCACUUAACUGGAAAGGAAAAUGUUGAAUCUUGUGAGGGUGUUAGUGAUGAGGUGAAGAAGGAAAUGUUGGAGAUACUUACAACUUUGAAAGAGAUUCAUGAGGAAGGGUAUGUUGGAGUUGGCGAAAAAAGAAAAGGCGGUAAAGCGAGUGUUGGGAGGUGUAGAGAUAGUUUCAAGAGAAAGAGAGGUUGCUCACAAGACUCCGUCAAUAGUAAGGAGACUUUGAGUGAGGAGGCAUGUCGAGCGGUUGCAAGGUUUUUCUUGAACAAUGCCAUACCCUUCGAAAUAGUAGAAAGUGAUGAAUUUAAGACAAUGUGUGAUUUGGUUUCAAGACAUGGCGUAGGAUUUAAGCCACCGGGGUUCUUUGAUAUUGGAUGGAAAUAUUUUCCGGAAGAAAUUAAGUUGACGAAUGAAGUUUUGGAAGAACAUAGAGCUAUGUGGAAGAUCACAGGUUGCAGCAUAAUGGUCGAUGUAUUUACUAACUUUCCCAAGAGGAACAUACUAAACUUGUUACUGAACAGUCCAAAGGGAACAUUCUUUUUGAAGACUAUUGAUGCGUCUGAUAUGUUGGAAUCGUCUGAGAAACUCUUUAAAAUGAUGGAUGACGUUGUUGAAGAGGUUGGGGAAGAAAAUGUUGUCCACGUUGUAACGGAAUAUACACCAUACUAUGUAGCUGCCGCUGGGAUGUUGAUGGCGAAAAGGACUAGGCUGUAUUGGACACCUUGCGCAACACAUUGCAUUGGAAUGAUGCUGCAACACUGCGGGGAGAUACCUAUUCACAAAGCGACACUUAUGGAGUGUCAAAGAAUUGUAUUCUUUAUUAACUCAGAGGAUUCUCUCAGGACUCUAUUGCUACUCUUCACAAAAGGAAUAGAUAUUUGGAAAGUUGGCAUUACUAUAUAUGACUCGGUAUACUUAACUUUAUGUUGUCUUCAUGAGAACAAAGGAGCUUUGAGAAGAAUGUUCAAAUCCAAGGAGUGGAAGUCCAGCGAGUUUGCAAAGACGAUGAAUGGGAAAUACAUUGAGGAUGCGGUUUUGAACAAAGGGUUUUGGAAAAAUGUUAUGAUUUGUUAUAAAGGUAUAUAUCCUAUACUUGAAGUGUUUCGUUUGGCCAAUUCAAUCGAGAAACCAACUAUGGGUUUCAUUUAUGAGGCAAUGGUGAAAGCUAUAGAGGAGAUACAGAAGAGUCUUUCCGAAGAUGACAAAGAAAGGGAAAGUUCUAUGUUUAUAUGGCAAAUCAUUGGUGGAACAUGGCUCCAUAGCCCUUUGCAUGCUGCAGGAUAUUUUCUUAACCCUCAAUUUCACUAUAGUCCUGGAUUUAGAGAUGAUAUUAGACUUAAACAUAGUCUACAACAUUGUAUAACAAGGAUGGUAGCCAAUCCUGAAGAAAGAUCUAGGAUUGAAAUUCAACUUGAAGAUUUCGAUAAACAGGCUAAUCAUUUUGGUCAUCCAAUAGCCAUAAUUACUGCUGGUGAGGAGACUCCACCAAUUUGGUGGGCAUCUUUCGCAGAUGAAUAUGCAGAUCUCCAGAAUUUCGCAAUUCGUGUAUUAUGCUUGACAGGCAGUUCUUAUGGGGGUGAGCAUAAUCGGAAGGCCUUCGAGAUGGUACAUGCUAAGAAUUUGAAGGAAGAGACUGUUAAUAGUGAUGUUGUUUUUGUCAUGGCUAAUUCAAAAUUGGCCGAAAAGAAGAGAGCGUCAAGUGAGCUAAAUCUUGAUGACAAUGGAAAUGUUGAAGUUCUAGAUGUAGACGCCUCGGACUUGGAUACACCAUGUCUGAAGUGUCUAGCUGAUGCGGCGAUUGCGGAUAUGCAUGAUAAAAAUGAUGAAGAUAAAGACGGAGAUGACGAUGGAAAUGAAGAUGGACAUGAAGAUGAAAAUGGAGAUGAAAAUUAAAUAGAUUAAAUAUCUAGAAUUUGACUCCUUGUUUUGGGUGUUUAGAGCUUGUCACUUGCUAAAAGCUUAAAUACUAUAGCUUAAGUUGUUAAUUCUGACUUAUGAAUUGUGUACGACUUUCCUAUGGGUUUCGAAUUUAAGUUCAGUGUAGUGUUUGUUGUGAUUUUCUUAUUUAUGUUAUAUGAUUAUAUAUGAAUUGA